GUACUUUUCCUACUUGACUACCCACUACACUUGGCCAUAACCCUACUUGUGUUGUUUCAAGCUUUCGCUGAAAAAUGUUUUCCUUUUUCUGUUUUCUACUUUUCUAAUGUUGUUUCAUUUUUUAAUUAAAUUGAAUUUAUAGAUUUAAGUGAUUACACUUUACAUUGUUGCAAUGAUGUCGAGUCCAACAAGUCCAAGUACACUCCAUGGUUUGCUCAGAGGACGAGAUAGAGGUUUAACUGUUUAUGAUAAAAAAUUUCUGCUCUGUGCUGAACGAGGCGAUGUUGUUUCAGUUAAAAAAUUGUUGCAACAACAUUGUAAACCUGAUUCAAAGGGAGCUAGUAAAUUGAACAUUAACUGUACCGAUCCGUUGGGUCGAACUGCACUCAUACUAGCGAUUGAAAAUGAAAAUUUGGAGCUGUUGGAGGUUCUAUUGAAGUAUAACAUUGAUCCCGGUGAUUCCCUGCUCCAUGCAAUUAGUGAAGAAUAUGUUGAAGCUGUUGAAAUUUUGUUACAACAUGAGGAAAAGAUUCAUCAGCCUGGAGCUCCUUACAGUUGGGAAAAGGUUGAUCAUGAAACAAGCGCAUAUACUCGUGAUAUAACACCGUUAAUAUUAGCUGCUCAUAAAGACAAUUAUGAAAUAUUGAAAAUCCUCUUGGACCGUGGAGCAGAACUGCCUCUUCCACAUGAUGUUAAAUGUUCCUGCUAUGAGUGUAUUACAUCCAUUUCUGCUGACUGUCUUCGCCAUUCUCGAUCACGGAUCAACGCUUAUAAAGCAUUAUGUUCACCGUCAUUAAUUUCAUUAUCAAGUCGAGAUCCAAUAUUGACUGCUUUUCAAUUAAGCUGGGAGCUUAGGCGUCUAUCUAAAAUUGAAAAAGAGUUUGCUCUUGAUUACAAGGAAUUACGGAGUAAUGUUCAAAAUUUUGCUGUUGCUUUGUUAGAUCAUGUACGUAAUACUCAUGAGUUAAGGAUUAUCAUGAAUUUUAGUACCGACGUGACCAUCUCUGAGGAAGAAGAGAUGAAACUGGAACGCCUAAAACUAGCCAUUGACUAUAAACAAAAAAGUUUCGUUGCACAUCCAAACGUCCAGCAAUUAUUGGGAACAGUUUGGUUUGAAGGAAUGCCUGGUUACCGACGGAAAGGCCCAAUUAAACAAGCGUUAACGGUUAUCAACAUAGCGAUGAAAUUUCCACUUUAUGCAUUAGCAACCCUUUAUUUACCGAACACCAAAUUAGCCCGGAUUGCGAAAAGAUCCUUCAUUAAAUUUAUAAGCCAUUCUGCAUCGUACCUUUUCUUUCUCUUAUUACUAGUCCUUGCUUCCCAAAGAGUUGAAUUUUUGGUUGUCUCAUAUCUUGAUGAAAACAAUAUAACAUCAUGGUUAACAGAAACAUACGUCCGAGAACGAGGUCGACCACCAAAUUUAACUGAAUGGGCCAUCAUUGUCUACAUAAUUAGCUUUAUAUGGCAAGAAACGAGUGAGCUUUUUUCCCUCGGACUAUUUUCUUACAUAUCUGAUCUUUGGAAUAUAGUUGACGCUUUAUCAAACAUAAUUUACAUUAACUGGUUUGCUUUAAGGUUUAUUUCUUAUCUGCAAGUUCAACUGGAAUUGGCUUCAUCAACACCUGAAAAACCAUUUGAAAAUAAAUCUCGUGAAGAUUGGGAUCCUUACGAUCCAAUGUUGCUUUCAGAGGGAAUGUUUGGAGCUGCAUCGAUUUGCUCUUUUCUUAAGCUGGUUCACAUCUUUUCGGUUCAUCCUCAUCUGGGUCCACUUCAAAUUUCACUUGGUCGAAUGGUUUAUGAUAUUUUAAAAUUUUUCUUCAUCUUUAUCCUGGUCGUGUUUGCCUUUGGAACGGGGUUGAAUCAAUUACUUUGGUAUUAUGCUGAAAAAGAGUGGGAAAGGUGUAAAUGGGGACCGAGUAAUAAUCUUCACCCUUUAGAAGUGGAUCAUGCAUGUGAAGUUUGGAGGCGUUUUGCUAAUUUAUUUGAAACUUCUCAAACUCUUUUCUGGGCUUCUUUUGGUUUAAUUGAUUUAUACAAUUUUGAACUAGCUGGUAUCAAAGAGUUUACCCGUUUUUGGGGACUUUUAAUGUUCGGCUGCUAUUCUGUUAUCAAUGUGGUCGUCCUAUUGAACCUACUUAUUGCUAUGAUGUCUAACUCAUACAAUUUAAUCUCUGAACGAGCAGAUACUGAAUGGAAAUUUGCUCGCUCCAAAUUGUGGAUCAGUUAUUUUGAUGAAACCUUAUCUGUACCUGCUCCAUUCAAUUUGCUUCCUCCUCUGGGUAAACUUUGGUCUAAAAGUGGACCUGGUUUGAAAAGGUUUCCCUCUUCUUCGUCUGGAUCAGCCUUAAAAGAGACUUACUCUAAUGUUAUGAGAUGCUUGGUUCGUCGUUAUGUUACAAGGGAACAGCGAAAGGCUGAAGAGACUGGAAUAGUAACGGAAGAUGAUGUUAACGAGAUAAAACAAGACAUUGGAAGUUUCCGUUAUGAAUUGAUUGAUAUGCUCAAAAAGAAUGGAAUGAAAUACGAUUCAACAUUAAGUCAUGAUGAUUGCUUCGGUAAACGUGAACGAAUCCGAGAAAGGCGAUUACUGAAAGGUUUCAAUAUUGGUUUAAUAAACAGUGGGACAAGUGGGCCUAAUAGUGGUGGAGGUCCUCUAAGGGAAGGAGAUUAUCCAGAUGGUUCAACUGGUUUGUUAAAUUUAAUUGCAACCAGAGGAAGCUUCAAGAAACGUCAAAUGGCCAGAGAACGAUGGACAACAGCAGUUACAGCUAUUCUUAGAAACAAAGGUAAUCAAAUUGGUACUACACCUAGAAGAGCAAGUAGCUUACGGGACUUAAGGGACGAGGUUUUAAGAGAAAGAGAUUCUUUAACAACGGAAGAAUCAUUUGAGGAGAUUGAAGAUAUUCAUGUUUAUGACCGUCUUAAGGAUAGAGAUAGAGUUGAAGUAAUUGAUGAAGUCAAUGAGAAUAAAAAAUCGCUUUCACUGGAAACGAAAGAUUUGCUUCUAGAGACUGAAACCAUUGAUCAAAGUGUACAAAAUCAAGCAAUUGAAUCAAAUCUAAAUCUCUCAUCAAUCUCACAAACAUCACUGUUAUCACCAGCAAGUCCAUCAGAUAUGACUCCUUUGAUUCCAAGCUUUUCUCAAACAGAAACACUUCCUCCACCUGCACCUGUAACUUAUCCAAAAUCGUCAGAAGUAUUAUCGACUGAGCCAGACAUUGAAAAAACUGAACCUUCUACUGACCAACAUAAACAACUUUUGUCUACAAGCAAACCUGUUUCAUCCGAAGUCACUCUUUCACCUUACUCUUUAGCAGCUUCAUCUCACUCGGAGGUUCAACACACUUCUUCGUCUUUAUCAGGUCAAAUUAAUAGAGGUUAUCAGUCAAGUGAUUCAGAUGAUAAUGGAGAAGACUCAAAGCCUAAAAGUAAAGAGAAUGAUUCACAAAAGAUGAGGAAAAGACUCGCGGCUGGUCGAGCGGUAUCCAAGGAACCAGAAAAGAGACGAAAAUCGGAAACCAGAGUUGAUUUAAGUGGAUGGAUUUGAGAUUGUAUCAGUUAAGACGGUUAUUACACUAAAAGAGUUUAAAAUAAAAAUAUUGACCAUGUAAGUCACAAUUGCAAGACGCAAGAUUAAGGUUGAACAAAUUUGACUAGAAAACAGAAAUUGUAUUUAAGUGAUUUUAUGUUAUCAUUAAAGUUGAAAAUAAGAGUUAAAAA
This is a messenger RNA of Tetranychus urticae (two-spotted spider mite), 3720 nucleotides long. Its product is annotated as transient receptor potential-gamma protein-like. The record is from RefSeq and is a predicted model, not a curated record. Gene Ontology annotation, molecular function: protein binding; inositol 1,4,5 trisphosphate binding; store-operated calcium channel activity. Gene Ontology annotation, cellular component: cation channel complex; plasma membrane. Lineage: Eukaryota; Metazoa; Arthropoda; Arachnida; Trombidiformes; Tetranychidae. Gene Ontology annotation, biological process: calcium ion transmembrane transport; regulation of cytosolic calcium ion concentration.